AUGUACCUCACAAUGGUCUAUAAACGAGACGAGCUGGCCAAGCGUACAUCCUAUCUUGUCUCAUGCACAGCAAUAUCUGGCGCUUUUGGUGGGCUACUUGCCUAUGGCUUGCUACAAAUGGAUGGUGUCGGAGGAUACGCAGGCUGGAGAUGGGUCUACAUUGUCGAAGGAGCUUUCAGCAUUCUUUGCGCCUUCGCAGUGUGGUUUGGUCUUCCCAGUGACAUUCGAAAGGCGUAUUUUCUCAACGAAAACGAACGUCAACUCAUGGAAGUACGUCAUCAGGAGCGUCUGGACUACAUGGGAAGCGAGGAGCUCGAUUGGCAGGAGAUCAAACUUGCGUUCUUGGACGCAAAGACUUGGCUAUCUGCUUGGACCCAGUUCUGCCAAAACAUUCUCACCAACGGCUUUGGAACAUUUUUGCCCUCAAUCCUUCGAGCCAUGGGACAUGGCACACUGGCGGCGAAUUACUUGACUAUUCCAGUCUACUGUCUAGGAGCUUUGGCGUUCUUUACCUUCGCUUUCCUAUCUGACAAGUAUGGGAAAUGCGGUUUCUUUUUGUUCGGCACGAACAUCCUGGGCGCCGUCGGCUACGCGAUUCUGAUCGGUGUCAGUAACAAUGCCGUCAAGUACUUCGCCUGCUUCGUAUGCACUAUUGCUGUUUACAAUGGAACUGGCCUCAAUCUUGCCUGGCUCAAUGUCAACAUGGCCCCGCAGUGUAAAUAUUCCACAUUAAUGCUGAGUUCGGCGAGCUGA
Messenger RNA from Colletotrichum chrysophilum, 753 nucleotides. RefSeq lists its product as uncharacterized. Gene Ontology annotation, molecular function: transmembrane transporter activity. Gene Ontology annotation, cellular component: membrane. The record is from RefSeq and is a predicted model, not a curated record. NCBI's taxonomy places the organism in Eukaryota, Fungi, Ascomycota, Sordariomycetes, Glomerellales, Glomerellaceae. The transcript is spliced from 3 exons. Gene Ontology annotation, biological process: transmembrane transport. Bases 1 to 753 code for a protein of 250 amino acids.